UUAUUCAAAUAUCUUACUGGACUUUAUCUCUUCGUUGAUUUUUACACAAUCUCCUAAACAAAAUCUAAAUUCCAUAUAGAAUCCAUUGUUAAGGAUGAACUAUUCGUUUAUGGUAUAAAAUUUCUUUUUGGGAAAAUGAACAAGUUAGUAGCAGCUGUGCUUGCAGCAGUUCUGCAGUCAUUGCUAGCAACCGCCGCUUCCGUCGACGAUCAUCGUCUCAUCUCUCGUAUUGCUUUCGGAUCAUGUGCCAAUCAAAGUGCUCCUCAGCCCAUCUGGGACGCCAUCAACAAGUUUGAUCCCCAAGUUUUCAUAUGGCUGGGUGACAACAUAUAUGGAGACAUUAGACGUCCUUUCAGCGUUUUCGGAAAGGAAAGGACGAUUGGCCCCUGGAAGAAUGCUCCCAGAUUCGUUCCUUCACAUUACUCCGAAAUGCUCUCCGGAUACAACAUGGCUAAGAACGUUCCCGGUUAUUCACGUCUCCGGGCUAAUGCUAAGGUCAUUGGUACCUGGGAUGAUCAUGAUUAUGGACUCAAUGAUGCUGGCAAAGAAUUUUCUGGCAAAACUACUAAUCAGAGACUUCUUCUCGAUUUCUUAGAUGAACCCCAAGACAGCCCCAGGCGCAAGCAGGCUGGUGUUUAUGCAUCUUAUACAUUUGGCCCUUCUGGUAAACAAGUCAAGAUUAUCCUAUUAGAUACUCGAUACCACAGAGAUCCUCUAUCUAGUGAUGGGAGCGUCUUGGGGGCUUCACAAUGGUCAUGGUUAGAGAGAGAGAUGAGAGGUCCACCUUUGACCCUUACCAUUAUUGGAUCUUCUGUCCAGGUUAUAUCAAACCUUUCUGGUACAACUGGCCCCUUGUUUUAUAUGGAGUCUUGGGGACGUUUUCCAAAGGAGAGGGAUCGCCUUUUCAAGUUGAUAAAUGAUAGUAAGAGAGAUGGAGUCUUCUUCAUAAGUGGAGAUGUUCAUUUUGGAGAGAUUACGCGAUAUGAAUGUGCUGCUGGAUAUCCCUUGUAUGACAUUACAUCAAGUGGUUUAACACAAGCUGUUGAGAAGGUGCUCCCAUCACCAUUGCAUUUCAUAGUUAGAUUUUUGGCAUGGUUUACUCCCAGUACCAUGAGAGUUAUGAACCAACAUUGCAGAUAUAGGUCAUGCACAUAUGGCCAACCAAAUUUCGGAGCAAUUCAGAUUGAUUGGGAUGCAUCUCCAGUUAACUUGAAAAUGCAAGUCCGUGAUAUAAACGGACUUCCUGUGACUGGUGUAGAUAUUUCAUUAUCAGAAUUGCAAGCAUGGAAUUCUACAAUUAAAGCAGGACAAGAACAGAAACACUGCACUCUGGAAGUGAACUUGCCAUGGAUUGUUAGAUAUCGCUUGGCUAUUCUGGUUUACUCUGUUUUAGUUUUGUUGCUUCUUGCUUUGGUAGGACUAAUUGCUGCUGUAGCAUUACUCUUCCGGGCGUGCCUUAAGAAAUGCAAGACGGAUUGACCUUUGUUCGAUAUGGAGUUCAGUAUAGAGAUCCUCAGGAACACAUUAAGAAAUGUCGUAUCUGACGCACCAGUUAAGUGUCAUGUUAAAGGUAAAGAAUAAAUAUAUUCUUAAAGUGGAUUACACAGAAUCUCAUAAAACUAGAGGCAAAUUCUCUACCCCACCAUCCGAUUCACCGGUAAGUACUUCUCAGUAUCAUUGCUGAUCAUCAGAGAAUUGUUAUUUCCUUUCAAGUGAAUAGUUAAGAUCAUCUAUAAC
Molecule: messenger RNA, 1737 nt
Organism: Hibiscus syriacus
Lineage: Eukaryota; Viridiplantae; Streptophyta; Magnoliopsida; Malvales; Malvaceae
Exons: 9
Coding region: 136-1479 (447 amino acids)
Source: RefSeq, a predicted model, not a curated record